CGCCGGUGUCAUCGUCGAUCUCGCCCUCCGCGGCUGGCGGCCUCCAGUUCCCCUGACUGCAGAGCUCUUCUCUCAGAAAACAAGCCGAGUGUCGUCUCGGGUGCUGUGACACCACGUCUUCUUCGCGCUCCAAAGUUUGCAUCGUUUUCUCGCAUCUCACAGCUCGCCAACGCAAGGGAGUGCCGCCCUUCGAGCUCAAGCAGUGACGGCUUUCCUACCGCUUUCUCUUCGUCUCCUUUCUCGGCCAAACCGUGUGCGCCCUCGCACUUCCGGCUCCUCGCUGCUUCCAGUUCUGCCAGGGGGUUCUUCACACUGCCUGCCCUGGUCCAGCCUCCUGCGUCGUGGAGGCAAAGGCGGCGAUCAGCUUUUCUUGCGUUCCUCGUCUUUUUCUUCUGCCUGUUUCUCUUUUUCGGAGUUCUUCUGCCGCACACUCGAGUUGAACAACUGAGGCAAGUCAUGCACAUGAGUCGGAAGGGAACUGGCGCUCUGAGCAGAAAUGUCGACAUCGACAAAAUCUCACUACCUGGGGAAACGCGCAGCAGCCACGUUGUGGCUGUCGGGGGCAUCAAGCUAGACGGCAGCUACACAAAAAAGGCGCAGCGAGACUCACCCGUCAGGGGCGAAGUCGACGGGCGCCGAGAAGCCUCGGAGGAUCCUUCCGUUUCUGCAAAUCCACAUCCGACGGACUCUGCGCGGACAACGUCGCCUUCUGCUGAUGACCAAGGCAACAUGGCACACGGCGUUUCUUCGCCAGUUCUGGCGACUUCUCUGCAGUCCAGGGAUUCCACCGAGUCAUCAAGCCCUUUAGGUCCGCCGCGGUCGGACGGUCGUGUCCUGGCCGAUUCGCUGUCUGUCUCGCGCCUCCCUCUCGCGCUGUCUUCGCUGUUCUCGCUUCCCCCGAUCUUCCUCUUUCUCCUCUUCGUUUCGAUAGGCUGUUGUCUUGCGUGUAUCACCAUUUCUUCCACUCUCGUGUACAAGCACCUGACAAACUACUACGAGCCGCACCUCCAGCGCUACGUCUGCCGCAUCUGCUUGGUCGGUCCUGCAUUUGCCCUCGCCUCUCUCAUUUACUUUGCUCACACCCUCCUGAGCAUUUCACCCGAGUCUGAUCCCACCUUGUCGGCCGCCUCUCUCGCCUCGAACUUCGCGUUUUGGUCAGCAGCGCCGCCGGCUGCUGCUUCAAGUCUGGCCGCGGUAGGUGGGGAAGCCGGAGAAGCCUUUGCGCGCUCGAGACGCCUCCCCCUGAAUGCUGCGGUGCCCUUCAAGGACUCGCUUUCGACCCUGAUCGCCGGAACUGAUGAACCAGUUUCCUCUGGAGCUCGACUGGAGGAGGUUUUUAUCGACUUUCUCCGAGACCUCGCGCAAGCAGUCGCCCUCUACAGCUUUCUUGUUCUCAUGAUCAACUGCUGUGGAAACGAUCGCUGCAUCUCCAUGGCCCUCGCCUGCGACCCGAAGCUGGUGAAGCCGGUGCCGCCAUUCAAUCUGUUCUUUCCUUCUUUUCAUCCUGGGCCGCACAUUCUCCGUUACCUCAAAGUGGGGGUCAUGCAAUUUGUCCUCGUCGUCCCUCUUGUCGGCAUCGUCUCUCUUCUCCAGGCUCUCGCGAUGAAACCUGGUGCAGCGCUCUUCGUUGCCUCGGCGGUUUCUCCUCCACCUGUUUUCCCACCGGUCUCAAACGCGACGCCGGCGGCACCUCGGUUACGACCGGAAGAAAGCCUCCCGGCGACGAGGCCGCCUUCCUUUUUCUCCCUUGUGUCUUCAGGGCCUUCUCCCGCACUGGACUCUUCCCUCGACCAGGCGUCAGGUUCCUUUCCUUCCUCUGUGGCGGGAGUCUCUUCCGUGUGGACCGUUCUGUCUUCAGCUCCCGCCUUCCUGUCCCUGCCCGUUUCUCUCCCCCUUUUAACAGAAAGCGAUGUCCUCCGCUCGCCCUCUCCCAGCCCAGCGGUGUCCCCUUCAGAGCCGAGAGAGACGAGUCUCCAGUGGUCGCACUUUCUCGGCAUGCCUGGGCUGACCUCUGUCGCGCUUCUCGCCUCCGUCUUCACUUGCAUGCUUUCACUCCUCCAGUUCUACCUCUGCACGGAACCUCUUCUUCGGCCCUACAAACCCCUGCAGAAGUUCCUGUCCAUCAAAGUCCUCGUCUUCUUCCAAGUCUGGCAACGCCUCGCCAUCCGGACGCUCCUCAGCGUCGGCCUCAUCGAAGGAAACACGAUUUUCGCGGCCGAACAAAUGGCGGACUUGUACCACAACAUCCUCAUGAGUGUUUGGAUGGUCUUCAUCUCCAUCAGCCACGUUCUGUGCUUCCCCGUCAGUGACCAUCUCCCAGAAAUUGUCGGCGGCACUGGGGCUUUGUGCGAAGUGGACCCCCCCAGCGCAUCCUUUUUCCAAGGGUUACUCGAAGUUCUUCUCGCCGUCGAUGUGCUUCAGGACGCUCGCGAAAUUGCUCUGCUGCCUCACCGGUCCCUCGAUCGCGCCUGCUCGAUUCUCCGCGAACAGUGCAUGCAGGCGGACAGCGAGUUCCAGCAUCUGCUAUCCCUGGAUGCGAAGACUGACCCCGACCAACUGUUUUCUUCGCCGUAUGUGCGCCACGACACAGGAGAGGCCCGGACGCCAGCUUUUGCCCUCGUGGGGACUCCCGCGGGCGGCGGCCCCGCGACCGCCGCUGGGGUCCGAAGGGCGACGCCGCUUUCUCGAUCUCCUGCGGGUGACGCGUUUCGCUUCCUGGAGAGUUCGGAACAUGACGCCGGAGAAGGCGCCUGCAGUGACCAAGACAACGCAGAAGUGAGGCAAAGCGUUUCUGGGACUCGCAAGCACCUCGACAGGAUCCACCAGCUUCGGAAAAGGUCUCGUAGUGAAGGUCGCCUGCAAACAGCCCUGCUGCUGGGGUCGGAGAACCUAGGAGUUCACCGUUCUUUCUCGUCAAAUUCCUGGAAAGCGAACCCCGCUGUGCUGGCCCUUGGAUUCGAGCGCCUCCCGCCUGAGACGCGCCAUCAUGUCUGUCUCGGCACUCAGUCUUCUGAGGACGCUGCGACAGCUUAUCGACUGAUGCCAACCUCGGAAGAGCCAGCGCUGGCGUCCAGAACGACAGUGCGAGACCGAGGAGACGAAGAGAAUGGAGGAAAAGAGACAGGCGAGACGAACAUGGGGGGCCUUCUCAGUGGGCGUAGCUUGCAUGCCAGCGAGCCUGGGAUGGGCGCCGCUCCCGACACUGCAGUUCACCGAGGGGUCCACUUUGUUUCGGAUUCGCCCCGACCUCAACUUCGGUCUGUCGCAGCCUCUCGGUCUUCUCCUUCCUGUCACUUGCUCCCUUGUUCACCCUCUGGGCUCGACCGUCUAUUGCCGCAUCUCCAACAGCACCGAGAGGUUUUCGCAGACAACGAUUCGGACGAGGGCGCUUGCCCACCGCCGCCUCCGAGUUCGCCUGUGUCCGGUUUGCCGUCUCCGCGUCUGUCUCCCUAUUUGUCUCUGCCCCGUUUGAGCAGCUCCUUACUUUCUGUGGAAGCAAGUGCGCCCGGCCAAGAACCUCAAAGCCCCAGGGGAAACGCCGACCCGAGGCCCUCUGGAGUCCCGGCGUGUGUUGAGUUUUCGCUUUCCCCGAGAGGUGCCUCCCUUUCAUGCGUGGAGGCAGGUGCUUCUCCGCAGAGCCAGGCGAGUCUCCAGGGGCAGCGUCAACCUUCAGAAGCAGUCCAGACGCCAUUUUUCUCGCCCGCGUCGCGCUACGCGUCUCUGCUCCUUGCCUCCGCAGGGCGGAUGAACCUUUUCGGAGCCAUGUCGCGCGUAGAAACGUCCGUCUCCCCUUACUCUCCCCUCGCUGCCUCUGUCGCCGCCACGGUUCCAGGCGCCGUUCCAUAUCCUCGGAGCGCGACAGGAAGAGCCGCCGUCGCAGCUCGCUUCCGCGUAGCCUCCAGUCCGACGUCGCCGUUCCACCGGUGCCCAGCGGCGGCGCUGGCCGUCGCUCUCGGCACAGAAAUCUCCACUUCUUCCUGCUUUCUGGAGGAGAUUCCCGAGGUGCCAAGCGGCGACGAAGAGAACGCACAAGUCACUUGUGGCAGCGCGAACAACACACGGACGGAGGGCGCCAGUCAAAGUGGAGACGCCACGGCGCGGCUUGGGCGAGACGAAGAGCGAGGGAGUUCGGACAGCGAGGCUACACUUGAGAACGCGGAGAGAAGCAGCUGCAGGCGUGAGGACGCCGCUUUCGGCGAGCCGGAACGACGACCUUCUUCCACGAACUGGCUCGGCGCGCACCACGGCAGUCGAGACUCCUGGCAGGAUGCCGGAAAGAAGGUGGAAGCAGAGUCAGGGAGUUCAGCAGAGGUACAGACAUCCGAGGGCCAUUCGGAAGCGCAAGACGCACCCGCUUUCCCGAGCUCCAGAAACCAGCGUUGGGAGGCUGCCGCGCCGCGGCGCCCGCACCCCUCACCGUCGCUUGCACCGAAUGAGUUGAAUGGCGAGGCAGAAUGUUUUUCCUGUUCCGAGCGAAGCAGUUCGACAGACGUGGCUGCGCGUUUUUGUGCGGAGGCGUUCGAGUUCCGCGAUUCGGCAGAGACGCCGGAGUGCCUCCCACAACAUGAGGAAGGCGCCCCCCUGCAGCUCCCGCAAGCGGCGAAAGAGAAAAUGGGAAUGCAUGCUCGAAGAAGGAAACGCGCGGACACAGACUCGCCGCGCUACUCAACGGCGGGCACUCCACGCAAAGAGAAGCCAGGAACGGCUCGCCUGAGACUUUUCGAACAAGAGGCGUUCGCAGACGAAUCAGAAAACGCGCACUCCGCAGCCACGCUGAAGAGCAGCCGGACCUGGGUUCGCGCUGGCCCAGAAUUCGGGGCGGACCUCAGAAGCCUCCAGCGCUCAGUCCGUUCUGCCUGCGUGAAAGGCGAGGAAGAAGCAGACCAAGGCACCUGGCCAAGGGAAGAAGAAAGAGAGGUCGAGGAGCAUCGCGAGGAACAUCGAAAACAAAGAAACCCCCAGGAGACAGUGCCGAGGCAAGUCGCACUGAGCGAGGCGUCUCGACACCUCCUGUCGCCCGCCAGCAGGGUCGACGAAACGUCUGCUGAAGCGGAGGAAGCACCUCAAACUGUAGGAGACUCGAGAAGCUCUCUGGAAGGGAAACGCGAGGCGCGAGAUGCGCGACACUCGAGGAAGGACGAAGUCGCCAAUCAGUGGAGGGGCAGGACUUUCAUGCCACAGAGUUAUAGGACGGACAGGCAAUGCGCGUCGAAAGUUCUAGAUUCGCGACAAACGAAAACGAAAAACGACCGGGCAAACGAUUCCCGAGAACGCAUGCCCAUGAGCGAAGGCCACCUCGUUUUUUCCAUCGGGCAGGUGCCCGGAAGAAGCUCAGUGGGAGACACCCCGCGAAUGCUGUCUGGCGCGAGAGAGCUAGGGGGAAGGAAAGGCGCGAAGGACGUUACGGAUGCAGAGUUCACUGAAGAUAGUCAAACCGCAGCCGCGACGCGCGAAAGCUCUGCGAAUCGUCAACGCUCGGGACGAACUCAAAGCCGCGGGCGAGAAGACGAAACAGAAAAAAUCCCUGGAAACGAGGGGGAGGAUUCGGAUGAGGAAGUCUGGGCUGAUGCUCAGAGCAUGCGCGCCACCGAGAGUCCCGUGAGACUCGGCUGGACAUGCGAAGUUGGGGACGACGAAGACGACGACGGUCUAUUCUACUGA
This is a messenger RNA of Toxoplasma gondii ME49, 5661 nucleotides long. RefSeq lists its product as hypothetical. Gene Ontology annotation, molecular function: transporter activity. NCBI's taxonomy places the organism in Eukaryota, Apicomplexa, Conoidasida, Eucoccidiorida, Sarcocystidae. Gene Ontology annotation, biological process: transport. The transcript is spliced from 5 exons. The record is from RefSeq and is a predicted model, not a curated record. Bases 457 to 5661 code for a protein of 1734 amino acids.